This is a messenger RNA of Striga hermonthica, 2772 nucleotides long. The record is from the annotation of a GenBank genome assembly. Lineage: Eukaryota; Viridiplantae; Streptophyta; Magnoliopsida; Lamiales; Orobanchaceae.
AUGAUGAACCCACCCCAAAUAACCACCCUCGUUUUGUUGUUUCACAUUUUCCUCCUCAAUACAUUAUCUUCCUCAGGAAAUGUAGCUGUAGACCCAGCAGCCAUAGCACUGUUGAAAUGGAAAAACACUUUAUUUACAUUACCCCAAUCUCUAAACAAUACAUGGUCCGAAGGUAACACCAAAAACUUGUGUGCUUGGUAUGGUGUUAAAUGCGAUAAUAAUAGUUUGGUUAUCGCUCUUAACCUAACCAAUGCUGGUAUCACCGGAACUCUUGCUAAUCUCGAUCUCAGCUCAUUAUCCGCCCUCCAAAUUCUAAACCUCGAUGGAAACAAUUUCAGCGGUUCCAUACCACAAAAUAUCGACACCCUGUCCAACCUCACUUCCUUCAUCCUCAGCAACAAUAUGUUCAACAAUUCCAUUCCACCCCAAAUUGGAAAACUAACCAAUCUGCAGAAUCUAACCCUCUUCAACAACAAUUUAUCGGGGGAUAUCCCUUCAGAGAUUUCCCACCUCCAGAACCUAGUGCACCUCGAUUUGGCCGGCAACUAUUUGGAGGGCUUUAGUAAGAAUUUGUCUGAAACCAGUGGUUUCCCUUUCUUGACAUAUUUUAGCGCCUCCCUAAACGAACUCACUUCCGAAUUCCCGUUUUUCAUACUAAACUGUAAGAAUCUCAAGUUUCUCGAUCUUUCUCUAAAUUACCUCACUGGUGAUAUACCGGCUACCUUAGGUCAACUUACAAACCUUGAGCAUUUAGACCUUCGAUCAAACGGUUUCCUUGGGGAAAUUCCUCCCGAGCUCGGGCAGUGCACUAAGCUGACCUACUUUUCACUAGCCCAGAAUUCCCUUUCCGGGACUCUGCCCAAGUCCCUGUCGAAUUUAAUCAACUUAUCCGAGUUGGGCUUAUCCGAAAACAACUUAUCUGGCCCUGUAUUCAAUUUUCUCGCCUCGUGGACCAAACUAAUAUCCUUACAGCUCCAAUACAAUUAUUUCACAGGGGAAAUCCCAUCUCAGAUAGGCAUCCUCACAAAUCUCAACUAUUUAUACCUCAAUGGUAAUAGUUUUACGGGCAAUAUACCCCAAGAAAUAGGAAAUUUGACAAAUCUGGUACACUUAAUCCUCGAAAUGAACUUUUUGUCGGGCAAUAUACCUCAGUCAAUAGGGAACCUGAAAGGCCUUUUGAGGAUUGAUUUAUCUGACAACAACCUCAAUGGGAAUAUUCCACCCCAAAUUGGAACACUAACCAGUCUGCAGAAUUUAACUCUCUUCAACAACAAUUUCACGGGGAAUAUCCCUUCAGAGAUUGCCCACCUCCAGAACCUGGUGCACCUCGAUUUGGCCGGCAACUUUUUGGAGGGCUUUAGUAAGAAUUUGUCCGAAACCAGUGGCUUCCCUUUAUUGGCCUAUUUUAGCGCCUCCCUAAAUGAACUCACUUCCGAAUUCCCACAUUUCAUACAAAACUGCAAGAAUCUUAAGUUUCUCGAUCUUUCUCUAAACCACCUCACUGGUGGUAUACCGGUUUCCUUAGGUCAACUUACCGAACUUGAGCAUUUAGACCUUCGGUCAAACAUUUUCAUUGGAGAAAUUCCUUCCGAGCUUGGGAAUUGCACUAAGCUUACCUACUUAUCACUAGCAAAGAAUUCCCUUUCUGGUACUCUUCCCAAGUCCCUGUCGAAUUUAAUCAACUUAUCCGAGUUAGGCUUAUCCGAAAACAACUUAUCCGGCCCUGUAUCCAAUUUUCUCGCCUUGUGGACCAACCUAAUAUCUUUACAGCUCCAAAGCAAUUAUUUCACAGGGGUUAUCCCAUCCCAGAUAGGCCUCCUCACAAAUCUCAACCUUUUAUCACUGAAUAAUAAUAACUUUACGGGCAACAUACCGCAAGAAAUAGGAAAUUUGAGGGAUCUGACAGAGUUAUACCUCGCAACAAACUUUCUGUCGGGCAGCAUACCUCAGACAUUAGGGAACCUGAAAAGCCUUUUGAGGAUUGAUAUGUCUGACAAUAAACUCAGUGGGAAUAUUCCUGCCCAGAUUGGGCAACUGAGAAAUUCUUUGAAAGGAAAUAUUCCGGAGUGUUUUGGCACACUUGAACAGCUCGAGUUCUUUAGCCUGAGCAAGAACCAACUCACUGGCCCGAUCCCGUCCAAAUGGUCCCCCAACUCAUGCAUCACCGAUUUUCUCAUCAAUGAUAACCAAAUAUCUGGAAAUAUUCCAUACGAGCUAGGGAAUCUCAAAGAACUGCGUGUCCUCAACUUGAGCUCCAACAGACUAACGGGGAAUAUCCCGGCAGAGCUCAAGAAUUUGAACAAGCUUAUUCAUCUCGAUAUUAGCAGCAACCAAUUGAACGGAGAAAUCCCUGGGGAGGUCGGCCAGCUAACAGCACUCCAGUUUCUUCAUCUGUCACGUAAUAACUUGGCGGGGAAUGUCCCAGAGGAAAUCGGGAAUCUGAGUCGCUUGCUAAGCUUGAACUUGAGCCAUAACCGUUUAUCAGGUAAAGUACCAGAUGCGAUUGGCAAGCUGAAUAGUGCCACGUAUUUGGUAGACCUCAGUAAUAAUUUACUGUCGGGGGCCAUCACGCCGUCAUUUGGAGGGUUGUCCAACUUGGGAAGGUUGGACCUGUCGAGCAACAACUUUAUGGCCACAAUUCCAGAAAAUGUAUGCAAAAUGGUUGCUGCAACCUAUUCCGAUUUUUCUCACAACAGGCUGUCGGGAGUCGUGCCCAGCCCGGAAGCUCUCUACGGAAUAGUCGACGGACACGCUAGUUGCAACAUACAUUAG